GGCAGACGGCAACUUUGAAAAGAGGUUUGACGAGAGCGCAGCAGCUGUGAGUGUACUGAGGGGAAAGUAGCUUUGAACUUUCUCAAACUGUGAACGCAAGAGGGAACAUGGUGCUGCAAAUAGAGAGCAGCUUGUCGCGGGAGACCACAGAUACGGAGGAGAACGAGCUGAUGGCGUGCAGCCCGGUGCCGCCGAAACCGGACUGGUGCAAGACAGCCACCGGCCACAUUAAACGACCCAUGAACGCCUUUAUGGUGUGGUCCAAGAUUGAGAGGAGAAAAAUUAUGGAGCAGUCGCCGGACAUGCACAAUGCUGAGAUUUCCAAAAGGCUGGGAAAGCGCUGGAAAAUGCUGAAGGACAGUGAAAAGAUUCCUUUUAUCCGGGAAGCCGAGCGGCUGCGUCUCCAACACAUGGCUGACUACCCCGACUACAAAUACAGACCCAAAAAGAAGCCAAAGCUCGACGGUUCUUCGAAACCCGCGGUGCAGUCGCCGGAGAAGAUCAGCAAAAUUGUCAAAGCCGCAGCAAAGAAGUGCACGAAACUCAAGCCGAGCAAACCAGUACACAUCAGAGCGAGAGCCCCCUCACAAGACUGUAGAUUCAACUAUGUUUUCACAAACUUAAAAGUGACCAAGCCUAUUAAAAGGGAACUUACUGAUGAUGAAGAUGACGACGAUGAUGCUGACGACGACGAGGAGGAUGACUACGAGGACGAGGAGCACGUCAGACUGCACAACGUCCCAGCGAGCCCCACUCUGAGUUCCGCCGCCGAGUCGGAAGGCGCGAGCAUGUACGAGGAGUCCACGCACACGAGCGGCAGCAGACUGUUUUAUAACUUCAAGAACAUUACUAAGCAGAGCGCAGCGUACCCUGCCUCGGUCUCACCAGCAUCCUCUUUCAGGUCCGUCUCCUCCUCGUCCAGCAGCUCCAGCGAGGACUCUGACGACUUGCUGGUGGACUUCAGUUUGAACUUAGCGGCGGGCUCUCACGGAGCGGACCUGGGGAACACUUCAGGAAACCUUUGUCUUUCUCUGGUGGAUAAAGAUUUGGACUCGUUCAGCGAGGGCAGCCUCGGUUCUCACUUUGAGUUCCCGGACUAUUGCACUCCUGAGCUCAGUGAGAUGAUCGCGGGGGACUGGCUCGAGGCGAACUUUUCAGAUCUGGUUUUCACGUACUAACAAACAAACUCUCGGUGUCCUCCGGCAACUGAGGCAUCACGCAUCUUCAGGUUAUUUUUUUGACUCUGCCUCUGUGGUUUUUUCCUGGUUCGGCGUAAAGACAGCGGAACUUACGUUAUUAUGAGACUGACUGGUAACGUAGCAAAAAUGUGACGGGGUUGUGUGUGGUUAUUCUGUGGGGCUGCAGUGAAACUGCUUGCAUUUAGAUGGAGCGCAAAAUGUAAAAUCUAAACUAUGCAUUCCCAUCCCACUCAUAUCUCCACAGGAAGCUGGCUAACGGCUGUUGGACCGAACAGAGGCAGUUCUGAAACACUGUUCAGGAUGCAACUUUUUUUCCGAGGUCUUAUGUAAACUCUGUAUGCUACAAAUGUGUGUUUUGUUUUUUUGUUUUUUUUCUCUUCCCCAAGUAUGGGAAUAUUUAAGCAGAUAAUUGCUCUAGAACACAGGUAUGGCAGGAAGCAUUUUGAUACAUAACCAACAACAUACCUCAUCUUUUUAGAAAAAGUAAAAUAUUUUCUGGCAUAUUUUUGUACAGUUAAAUGGAAUGUUCUUACUGUGCUUUAAGUGAGGUUUCUUCAGGCACUUCAACCUGGUUUCAUUUGUAAAAGCAUGCAAGCAUUAAACUGAGAAGUCAACUUGCAUUUAAAUGCCUGGUUAUGAUUUUACUCGAGGCAAAUGUACAGCUGUAGAUCUGAAGCGUUUUUAUAGGGAGAUGUACAGUGGAAUUGGGGGGAACACAAACAUGAACCUCAUUUCUGGUACUAGAUUGAAGAUUGUAUAUGUUCUGUAAUAUAGUAAAGUUAGGAGUAUAUGUAUAUCUGUGUGAAUGGGUCCCAAACAGCAGGUGUAAAACUGGAUUUUGUUUUGCAUUUUUUAUUAUCUUAAUGGCACAUUUGUUUUUCAUUGUUUUUGUGCAAUAUACUCUCAAAAUGGACCAUCUGCGUUUUGUAGCAAAGGAAAUGAGUUACAUGUCGUCAUUCUGAAGUCUGUAUCUGACACGAAUAAAUCAGCUGGAACUGAUAAGAAAAU
Myxocyprinus asiaticus (Chinese sucker) is the source of this 2207-nucleotide messenger RNA. Its product is annotated as transcription factor SOX-11-like. The transcript has a single exon. NCBI's taxonomy places the organism in Eukaryota, Metazoa, Chordata, Actinopteri, Cypriniformes, Catostomidae. Gene Ontology annotation, biological process: neuron differentiation; anatomical structure morphogenesis; positive regulation of transcription by RNA polymerase II. The coding region runs from base 108 to 1178 and encodes 356 amino acids. Gene Ontology annotation, molecular function: DNA-binding transcription activator activity, RNA polymerase II-specific; RNA polymerase II cis-regulatory region sequence-specific DNA binding. The record is from RefSeq and is a predicted model, not a curated record.